Phyllostomus discolor (pale spear-nosed bat) is the source of this 2048-nucleotide messenger RNA. It is a transcript of the gene NEK3, whose product is annotated as NIMA related kinase 3. The record is from RefSeq and is a predicted model, not a curated record. The transcript is spliced from 15 exons. Lineage: Eukaryota; Metazoa; Chordata; Mammalia; Chiroptera; Phyllostomidae. Bases 152 to 1741 code for a protein of 529 amino acids. Gene Ontology annotation, biological process: protein phosphorylation. Gene Ontology annotation, molecular function: ATP binding; protein kinase activity.
UCGGUUCGCAACCCGAGAGACGACCGAGGGCCCGCCCCGCGGAAGCGCGCCAGGCCAGGCGCGGGGGCGGAGGGACCCCUGGAGUCGCGGGGAGGCCCUUUGCGGGAGCCCGUGGUGACUGGAAGAGGAGCCGGCCGCGUGGGCGCCCAGCAUGGAUGGCUACACUGUCCUGCGUGUGAUCGGGGAGGGAUCCUUUGGCCGAGCCCUUUUGGUUCAGCAGGAAAGCAGCCCUCGGACGUUUGCCAUGAAGGAAAUCAGGCUUCCCAAGUCUUCCUCUGAGACACAGAAUUCCCGGAAGGAGGCUGUUCUGUUAGCCAAAAUGAAACACCCCAACGUCGUGGCCUUUGAAGAAUCAUUUGAAGCUGAAGGACACCUCUACAUCGUGAUGGAGUAUUGUGAUGGAGGGGACCUCCUGCAGAAGAUUAAGCAUCAGAAGGGAAGGCUGUUUCCUGAGGAUACGAUCCUUAAUUGGUUCACACAAAUGUGCCUCGGAGUCAACCACAUUCACAAGAAGCGUGUGUUGCACAGAGACAUCAAGUCCAAGAAUAUCUUCCUCACCCAAAAUGGAAAAGUGAAACUGGGGGACUUUGGAUCCGCCCGUCUCCUGUCCAGUCCCAUGGCGUUUGCUUGCUCCUACGUGGGAACGCCUUACUACGUGCCCCCGGAGGUCUGGGAAAACAUGCCUUACAACAACAAGAGUGACAUCUGGUCCCUGGGCUGCACUCUGUACGAGCUCUGCACCCUGAAGCACCCGUUUCAGGCAAAGAGUUGGAAAAGCCUUAUCCUCAAAGUAUGUCAGGGGUCCGUGAGCCCGCUGCCAUCCCAUUAUUCCUAUGAGCUUCAGCAUCUCAUCAAGCAGAUGUUCAAAAGGAGCCCCGCCCACCGCCCCUCCGCCACCACACUCCUCUCCAGCUGCGCAGUGGCCCGGCGCAUCCCAAAGUGCCUCACCCCGGAGAUCAUCGCAGAAUAUGGUGAGCAGGUGUUAGAAGAAACCAAGAAAUCUAAGCAUAGCAUAUCACGAAAGAAGGGUAAGAAUUUUGGAAAGCUUUUUCUUUUUUUUAAAUUAAGUGUUCUUCUGAAAUUACAAGAGUCACUUUCACAGCCGACUGUCGUCUUCAAGUUAAACAUUCAGUGCUGUUUUUGGGAGAAUGUGAACCUCUCUAGGGGUGUCAGCCCUCAGUCUUGUAACUCCGCCCUUUCCCCAUGGCGUGCCAGGACUGUGCUCAGCGUCCCCUUUUGCGUUUUAGGACCCAAGUGCGAGCCCUUGCGGCCGAGGAAAGCCGGCCCAGCAAGUCCUCCCCGGCGCCAGUGGGAGAGAACCGCACCCGCGGCCGCGCUCGCCGCUCUGGGGGCUGCCUCCAUCCUCGCCUCCAGCUUCCCCGCAGAGGACGACAGAGGCGGCUCUGUCGUCAAGUACAGUGGAAACAGUGCCCGUAAGCAGUGGCUCAGAGAGCCCCCCGAAACGCUGCUGAACCUCCUGGAGAACGCUGACCUCGGCCUGGCCUUCCGGACGUACACCAUACACAGACCAGGCUCAGAAGGGUUCUUGAAGGGUCCCCUGUCUGAAGAAACGGAAGCGUCAGAUCAUGUUGACGGGGGCGACGAUGCUGUCGUUUGCGAUCCGGAGAGGCUCGAGCCUCGACUGGAUGAGGAGGACACGGACUUUGAGGAGGAAGAUGAGUUCGACUGGGUGUCAGAACUGAAGCAGCGAGCUGGCCGGCCAGGGGCGUCCGAUGUCUGAUGUCCGAUGCCCAAGGAGAGUCCCGUGCCUCAGUCCCACUGAGUGUGUGUUUAAAGCAAGGAAUUAAUGUCUGGAUAAUAUUCACUCACGGAAGGUAGAUUCCCUUGGAAACAGAAAAAAGUGGGGUGUGGGGAGGACUGUGAAUAUUUAAAACUGUUCCUGAUUCGUAUUAUGAGGUUUGAAAAAUCUGCAGUAAGGUGAACUGUGAACUUCUGUGCCACUGAAUUUUAGCAAACAUUCCAUGAGACGAUUGAAAGGCAUGUCCCAUGUUUGAAAUGCAAACUCAUAAACUCCGCGCUGGGAUCAC